AUGUCUUCCCUGCCGGGUGUGGCGAGGUACGAGCGGCUGCCAACGCGCACAAAAAUUCAGUUCUUCUGGUGCUCCAUGCUCGUCAUGGGCUUUGCCUACCAAUUCCUUAAGAUGACGGUCCUGCGUGUGCAGCCAAAGCGUGAGGAGCAGAUGUACAUGCACAUCAAGAAGAUAUAUGGAGACAACUUGCCAGCGGAGCUGAUUGAAAUUGCCAGAAAACAGCGUGAGGCGCAAGACGCCCUGACGCUCUCCAACAUGAUACGCACACCAACACCAGGAGAGACAGCAGGUGCUCUGCAGCACGAAUUAGACCCGCGCCGCAUCGCACAGCUAAAAAGUCGGAAUGGCUACUGA
This is a messenger RNA of Trypanosoma cruzi, 354 nucleotides long. RefSeq lists its product as uncharacterized. Lineage: Eukaryota; Euglenozoa; Kinetoplastea; Trypanosomatida; Trypanosomatidae. The transcript has a single exon. The record is from RefSeq and is a predicted model, not a curated record. Bases 1 to 354 code for a protein of 117 amino acids.